AUGUUAAAAAGGAGGAUUGAUGAUCCAUCCUACUGUUUUGAGGAAAGUUCUCAGAAAAGUGUAGAAAAAGUGGGAAGCUUCAAAUCAAGAAGGCUUUUUGAAAAUGAAAGUCCAUCCAUAAUUGUGCCAAGAUUUCAAAAAGGCCUAAUUAUUUCAACGUUUGAGAAAGAUUUAGUUGCCUGCGCCAGUUUACCUGUCACCAAGCAAUUAAAAGAGUACGAAAUUCUUGUUCAAAACGAAUAUGUUGGCUUGAACCAUGUGGAUUGGAAGUCCAAAAAGUACAGGUUCAAUAUAUAUUCUUUUCCAUGGGUUAAUGGCCGAGAGUGCAGUGGAAUUGUGAUUAAACAAGGCCCCAAGGUGGACAAAAAAAAAUUCCCGAUUUUUUCAGAAGUAUUCUUGGCCAGCACAUCUUACCGAGACCUGAAAACUUCAACUUUUCAAGAGUACACGGUUUUUGAUUCCCGGUUGGUUUGGAGAAUUCCACAGCAUAAACUGCCCAUUGGUUUAGUUCAAAAUAAAUUUGGUCUUGAAUUCGCCGCUGGAAUUGGUGUGGCACUAGUGACAGCUGGUUCAGCAAUCUCCACUAUUGUAGAUUUGACAGUAGAGGUACAAAAAAAUAACGACAAAGCGCAAAACAUUGCAAUAUGGGGUGGUAGCUCUUCUGUAGGACUUUAUGUCAUACAAUUGGCCAAAGCCUGCAAAAAAUUCGACAAAAUUGUUAUUAUAUCUUCAAGCAAACACAAAGAUUAUCUAAAAGAGCUAGGCGCAACCCAUGUGAUAGAUCGUUUUCAACCUGCAGAGAGAAUCUUGGAAGAGAUUGCGGAUCUUUGUCCGGAAGGUGUCAAUUAUGGAAUUGAUGUGAUAUCCAAAGAAACAGCCACUGUAUUGUCCAAAAUAUUGGAACACGGUAACACCGAAACCAAGAAGCUAGUUUGCAUUGUUGGACUCCCCGAGGGUACAACUGAGUGUGUGAGAAAAAAUUUAAAAACAAAGUUAAUAAUUGAAACUGUAAAUAUAAAGAAGUUUCAUGAAGAUAUUAGAUUUGGUUCUUGGUUCGUUAGUUAUACUUCCAAGCUUUUUGAAACUGAUCAGUUAAAGCCUAUAAAAUCCUUGAAAGUUUUUAAAUCACUUGGCAGCUUUGGCGAAGGUAUAAUGAAUGGUCUGAAAGAAUUGGAAGAUAAAGGGGCAAGUGCUGAGAAGUUUGUUGCAAGUUUAUAG
This is a messenger RNA of Zygotorulaspora mrakii, 1218 nucleotides long. Its product is annotated as zinc-binding alcohol dehydrogenase family protein. The transcript has a single exon. Gene Ontology annotation, molecular function: oxidoreductase activity, acting on NAD(P)H. NCBI's taxonomy places the organism in Eukaryota, Fungi, Ascomycota, Saccharomycetes, Saccharomycetales, Saccharomycetaceae. The record is from RefSeq and is a predicted model, not a curated record. Bases 1 to 1218 code for a protein of 405 amino acids.